UAAGACAACACAAACACAGUGAAGUGAAGUGUUCACAAAAAGCAAUGAAGAUUAUAGGAAUGGGUUUUCGUCCCUCAGAUGAAGAACUUGUCGACUUUUACCUCAAACACAAGUUGCUCGAUGAUGAUCCCCGUGUCCAUGUCUUGACUGACAUAGAUCUUUCCGAUGUGGAGCCUUGGGAAAUACCAGAGAUGUUAGCAAAAUCAGUAAUACCAUUCAAAGACUCAAAAUGGUUUUUCUUCAGUCCUGUUAAUUUGAAGUACUCAAAUAGUAAAAGGUUUAAAAGGACAACCAAGAGUGGGUUCUGGAAACCAACGGGAAAACCCCGUGAUGUUAGAACAGGGGACACCAACACUGUCAUUGGGACUAAGAAGACUCUUGUUUUCCAGAGUGGUCAUGUUUCCAAAGGUGUCUCUGUCAAUUCCAACUGGGUUAUUCACGAAUAUCAUGCUCUUAACUUUCUCCAGAACCAGAAUGCUUUUGUGUUAUGCUGCUUGAUAAAGAAACAUGGGAAAACGACCGAAGGAGGAACUGCUGCACUGAUCUGUGAUGAAGAGGAAUCCAGUAGCAGCUUGGUUUCCGACUAUGAAAAUCAGGCAAUAGCAGAAGGAGUUCCAUCUGGAGAUACUUUUACCGGAAUGGAAACAAUCUGUCAGGCAACACAUCAGGAGGGAAAUUGCAUCUCCCCAAUGGAACAGUCACUAAUUGAAAUUGAGAAGGAUGACAAUGCCUAUUUUAGAAAUGAAAAGAAUAUUAGGCAGAUCCCUGGGGAAGCUAUGCAGAAUCCUUGUGAAACUAUGCAGACUGUUUGUGAAACUAUGCAGACUCAUGGUGAAACUAUACAGAUUCCUUGUGAAACUAUGCAGAUUCCUUGUGAAACUAUGCAGAUUCCUUGUGAAACUAUGCAGAUUCCUUGUGAAACUAUGCAGAUUCCUUGUGAAACUAUGCAGACUCCUUGUGAAACUGUGCAGACUCCUUGUGAAACUAUGCAAGUUUCUUGGAAAACUAUGCAGAUUCCUUUUGAAACUAUAGAAGCACCUUUUGAAACUAUGCAAACCCCAUUAGAUCCUAAGCAAUUUCCUUUUGAAAAUACACAGAUUCUACUUGAACUUUGGAAUUCAUUAUUAGCUGAUGAAAGUUUAGUCACUCAAUCAAAGUCAUUGAAAAGGCCAUAUUGCGAAAGCUCUUAUAUAGAUGCAGAAGUCGUGCCUGAACGGGACGGUAGUAUUGAUGAUAGUUCAACUAUGUGUACUGAAUAUCUUAAUUUAGAUGAAUACCAUUCAUCAAAAAGGUUUAAAACAUCAUAUGAUGUUGUAGAUGGUGACACAGGUCUUCAAUUUUCCAACCAAGAAGCAAGUCAGAAACAAGAAAGUAUAUUUCAAGACGAUUUAUGGGGAGUGGAGACAUCCUCAUGUGACUCUAUAAUAUAUAAUCCCGUGGAGUUCAAUUGGAAUGAAAUAUCUAGUUUUCCUUGCUCUAAAAUAGCCAAUUUAUUAGAAACUGCAUAAUGACAAUUAUGCAUUAUAAAUCAAAAGUAUGUAUAAUAGGAAAUGUAUUAGAAAGUAUUAUAAACGAUGAAGUCGUGUGUAUUUUAAGAUAGUAGAUUGUGUACUAGGAUGUUUGUAUGGUUAUUUGUAGUUUCUGGACAGAGUACUUUUUUGUAGUGAACUUUUGUCUCUAGGAUACCAAGUGUAUUGCUGAAUCAGUUUAUUUUCUUUGAUUUUAGUAUUUAAUAAUAUAUUUUAUCAGCUUUUGGAAUGCAUGGACAA
This is a messenger RNA of Vigna radiata var. radiata (mung bean), 1769 nucleotides long. RefSeq names its product NAC domain-containing protein 40. Gene Ontology annotation, biological process: regulation of DNA-templated transcription. The record is from RefSeq and is a predicted model, not a curated record. Gene Ontology annotation, molecular function: DNA binding. Lineage: Eukaryota; Viridiplantae; Streptophyta; Magnoliopsida; Fabales; Fabaceae. The transcript is spliced from 5 exons. Bases 45 to 1508 code for a protein of 487 amino acids.